Molecule: messenger RNA, 1324 nt
Organism: Oryzias latipes (Japanese medaka)
Lineage: Eukaryota; Metazoa; Chordata; Actinopteri; Beloniformes; Adrianichthyidae
Gene: mettl2a
Product: methyltransferase 2A, methylcytidine
Molecular function (GO): tRNA (cytidine-N3)-methyltransferase activity
Source: RefSeq, a predicted model, not a curated record
CAUUUCCGUUGCGUCACAUCCAUCAUGGAGGCGCCCUGCGCGGUGGACGCAGUGGCGGCGGGCAGCAGUGAAACGGGGCACAGUUUGUCCGGUUCAUCCUCUGCAGAAUCCAGGAGACCUCAGUUCGGUACGCGGUUCUUGACAGACCCUAAACAGGUCUUUCAGCACAACGCAUGGGACAACGUGGAGUGGACUGACGAGCAGGAAGAAGCUGCAAAAAGAAAAGUCUCAGAAAACAGUUAUCCACUCCCUGCAGAGAAGCAAGAGGAAUAUGACAGCCGAGCCAAUGAGUACUGGAAUGAGUUUUACACGAUCCACGAAAAUCGUUUCUUCAAGGAUCGUCACUGGCUCUUCACCGAGUUCCCGGAACUGGCGCCGCAGUGUAGCGUCCUCAACCACACCUCGCAUAUAGAUGAACCCCAAGGGAGCAAUUUGGAUCAAAACCGUUGCAGGGAUUCUGGAGCUGAAGACAGCCGGGACUUUCCUGGCUCCUCUGCCUCAUACCGUAUUUUGGAGGUGGGCUGUGGAGUGGGAAACACAGUUUUUCCAAUACUUAAAACCAACAAUGACCCAGGACUCUUUGUUUACUGCUGUGAUUUUUCCAGCACCGCUGUGGAAUUAGUCAAGAAUAAUCCAGAAUACGACCCCGGGCGGUGCUUCGCCUUUGUUCAAGACUUGAGUGAUGCGGAUGCCAGUUACCCCAUUCCUGAUGGAAGCCUCGACGUCAUAGUCCUCAUCUUUGUUCUGUCGGCGCUGCACCCUGACAAGAUGCAGGCCUCCAUCAGGAGGUUGGCACGUUUGUUGAAGCCUGGAGGCAUGAUCCUACUCAGAGAUUAUGGACGCUAUGAUAUGGCACAACUCCGCUUCAAAAAAGGGAGAUGUCUGUCAGAGAACUUUUACGUUCGAGGGGAUGGAACCCGAGUUUAUUUCUUUACUCAGGACGAGCUUCAUGAGCUGUUUACAAGGGCGGAGCUGGAGAAAGUGCAGAACCUGGUGGACAGACGGUUACAGGUGAACAGAGGGAAGCAGCUCACCAUGUACAGGGUAUGGAUCCAGUGCAAGUAUAAGAAGGCCUCCUGAAAAGAAGAUUUACGGUGGAUUUUGAUUUAAAGAAGAGACAAUAAAAGGAAUCUUUUCUUUCAUUCACCUUAAGGAUGGACUUCUCUUUUGUUAUUGUCCAGCUGGUGCUACGAGACUGAUGUACUUUUGAUGUAUGAAGUGAUUGAAAAGAGGGCCGCUACCGUGUAUAAAGAUGUUUCGACUUGUGUCACUGUUUUAAUAUGUGGAUGUUUUCAAAUAAAAGCAUGAUACAUAAAAGCUAAAA